Messenger RNA from Penicilliopsis zonata CBS 506.65, 861 nucleotides. RefSeq lists its product as hypothetical. The coding region runs from base 1 to 861 and encodes 286 amino acids. Gene Ontology annotation, molecular function: heat shock protein binding. The transcript has 2 exons. The record is from RefSeq and is a predicted model, not a curated record. Gene Ontology annotation, cellular component: cytoplasm; nucleus. Lineage: Eukaryota; Fungi; Ascomycota; Eurotiomycetes; Eurotiales; Aspergillaceae.
AUGUCGGAACCGCAGGACCCCCCCUCGAUCGACCCGUACGAGAUCCUGGGCGUGGGAGAGAAGGCAACGCCGGACGAGAUCAAGACUGCCUACAGGAAAAAGGCGCUCAGGCAUCAUCCUGACAAGGCAACGCCCGAGUCCAAGGAUGAAGCAAACCAGAAGUUCCAGGAGAUUGCAUUCGCGUACGCAAUCCUGUCCGAUGAGCGCCGCCGCCGCCGAUACGACCUGACAGGAAGCACGGAGGAGGUGCUGGGGCUCGAGGAUGAUGACUUUGACUGGAUGGACUUUUACCGGGAGCAGUUCUCCAGCAUGGUGGACACGGGGGCCAUCGAUAAGAUCAAGCACGAGUACCAGCACUCGGAGGAAGAGACAACCGACCUGCUUGCGGCGUACGAGCAGUUCCACGGCGACAUGGACCGGAUCUACGACAGUGUCUUGCUCAGCAGUGUGCUCGACGACGACGAGCGGUUCCGCGCCAUCAUCGACCAGGCUAUCGCUGAGGGAAGAGUGAAAGGGUGGAAGAAAUAUACCGAGGAGUCGGAGAAGAAGAAACAGCAGCGCUUGAAAAGAGCACGCGAGGAGGCCAAGGAGGCAGAAGAAGCGGCCAAGGAACUGGAUGACCAGGGCAAGCGAAAGAAGAAAAACGCCUCGAAGAAGCAGUCCGCGCAGUCCAACAUGAACGACCUGGCCGCCUUGAUCCAGCAGCGACAGAAGAGUCGGGGAGCCAAUUUCCUCGACCAGCUCGAGGCAAAGUACUCGCGUCCAGGCAAGAAGCGCAGGGCAGACCUGGAUGGCGAGCCUCCCGAGGAGGCCUUUGAGGCGGUUGCCGCGAGGAAAUCAAAGAAGAAGAGUAAGGCCUGA